Molecule: messenger RNA, 365 nt
Organism: Acaulospora morrowiae
Lineage: Eukaryota; Fungi; Glomeromycota; Glomeromycetes; Diversisporales; Acaulosporaceae
Source: the annotation of a GenBank genome assembly
UAAUGGGUAAAGCAGAAGGACGUGGCAAAGAAUGGCAUGGCCACGUAACGGCUAUUACUGUUGCACCUGAAUAUCGACGAUUGGGUUUAGCCGAUGAAAUGAUGAAAUUGCUAGAAAACGUAUCAGAGAAAAUUUACGAAGGCUAUUUUGUCGACCUCUUUGUUCGCGUCUCAAACACUGUUGCAAUUAAAAUGUACAGGCAGUUUGGUUAUUCUGUAUACAGACGUGUUGUUGGCUAUUAUUCUUCUGGAGAUAAUACUGAAGAGGAUGCUUUUGAUAUGAGAAAACCAUUGUCAAGGGAUGUUAGAAAAGAAAGCAUAAUCAAGAAUGGAGAAAAUAAUCUCAUAAAUCCUGACGACUUGUAG